Xiphophorus hellerii (green swordtail) is the source of this 4928-nucleotide messenger RNA. It is a transcript of the gene rasa2, whose product is annotated as RAS p21 protein activator 2. The transcript has 24 exons. Bases 138 to 2606 code for a protein of 822 amino acids. NCBI's taxonomy places the organism in Eukaryota, Metazoa, Chordata, Actinopteri, Cyprinodontiformes, Poeciliidae. The record is from RefSeq and is a predicted model, not a curated record. Gene Ontology annotation, biological process: intracellular signal transduction; regulation of GTPase activity.
CCCCCUUUUUUUCUAAGGGGGUUGACGUGACGCCACGGUGGGACUGGCUUUCCUCCACUCUGCUUGCAUUCAUAAACGGAUAUGAUAGAACAGCACUGAAUGCACCGGAGCAGCGGCGACAACACUCGGCGCUGACCAUGGCGGAAGAGGACGACGCUAGGAUUCGGAUUUUACAGAGUCUGCGGGGUAAAAUAUGUGAAGCCAAGAACCUAGGUCCAGUUUCAGGUCCAAAUCGACUAAAGGAUCUCUGUACAUUUUGCACCAUAAGCCUGGACCAGGAGGAAGUGUUUCGCACCAAGGUGUUUGACAAAAGCAUCACCCCUUUUUAUGGAGAAGAUUUCUUCUUUGAGAUCCCGCGGCCAUUUCAGUUUUUAUCCUUUUAUGUUUAUGCCAAGGGCGUUUUCCAAAGGGACCUACCUGUUGGCAAAGUGUCAAUCCGGAAGGAUGAUCUAUGUAAAUAUAGCGGAAAGGACGAUUGGUUUAACCUCCAGCCUGUAGAUCCAAACACAGAAGUUCAGGGUAAAGUUCACCUGGAAAUGCGACUGAAUGAAGUGAUCACAGAUCACGGCUCCACUGGUCAACACUUACUUGUCAAAAUAAUUGAGUGCAAAGAACUGCCUUUGAUCAGUGGCCAGAACUGUGACCCAUACGCCACCGUGUCUCUUGUUGGACCUGCCAGAUCAGACCAAAAGAAAACAAAAGUAAAGAAGAAAACCAGCAACCCAUAUUUUGAGGAAACCUUUUUCUUUGAGGUGACACGGUCCAGCAGCUACUCUAGAAAAUCACAGUUCCCUGUGGAGGAGGAGGACAUUGAAAAGCUUGAGAUCAGAGUGGAUCUGUGGAACAAUGAAAAUCUGGCUCAGGAUGUGUUUCUCGGAGAAACGAGAGUUCCUGUCAAGAUCCUUCAGAGUGACCACAUGCACAAAGCCUGGUAUCUCCUCCAGCCUAAAGGGACAGGCAGCAAGUCCAAGUCUGAUGAUUUGGGACAACUGCGUUUGAAGCUCACUUACAUUGAAGACACGGUGCUGCCCUCUACCUGCUACACACCUCUCUGCAACUUGCUGCUCAAAUCCCCCGAUGUGAAGCCCAUCUCGGCAUCAGCAGCACACAUCUUGGGGGACAUCUUCAGAGAGCGAUACGAGGCCGUUCUGCCCAUGGUCCGGCUGCUGCUCUACCACAGCCGUUUUGUGCCUUUCGUCUCUGCUGUGGCGGCUCUGGAGCUGGACAACACUCAGGAGGCUAACACUAUAUUCCGAGGCAACUCACUGGCAACUCGCUGCAUUGACGACAUGAUGAAGAUUGUGGGAAAGAGUUACUUGGCUGUUACAUUGAAGCCGGUUAUUGAUGAGAUUUGUGACUCCAACAAAACAUGUGAGAUAGACCCCAUUAAGCUAAAGGAAGGUGACAACGUGGAGGUCAACAAGGAAAAUCUUCAGGUUUAUGUCCAGAAAGUUUUCUCCUCCAUCACUCAGUCCAGCUCCAACUGUCCUCCUCUGAUGUGUGACGUCUUCAGAUCGCUCAGACAUCUCGCCUGCAAACGCUUCCUAGGCGACCCACAUGUUCAGUACUCUGCUGUGAGCAGCUUCGUGUUCCUGCGCUUUUUCGCUGUGGCAGUUCUCUCCCCACACUCGUUCCAGCUCCGAUCUCAUCACCCCGAUCCUGAGAUCGCCCGCACACUCACUCUCAUCUCAAAAACUAUUCAGACUCUUGGCAGCUGGGGUAGUUUGUCUAAAAAACUGUCCAGUUUUAAAGAAAGCUACAUGUACGACUUCUACAAGUCAUUCCAAGAAGAAAAGUGCAUUGAAAAAGUUAAAAAGUUUCUUGACGAAAUCUCGUCCAACGUGAGUAAAGAGUCCAGCAGACAGGAGGACGCUGUGGUUCUGAAGGAGGGGGAAGUGCAGAAACGUACCCAAGGAAAGAAGAACUUCUCUAAGAGAAACUUUAAGAAGAGAUGGCUGAGAGUGACCAACAGGGAGCUCUCCUACCACAAACGUAAAGGGAAAGAGGCCCUCUGCACCAUCAGCGUCAAAAACAUCCAGGCGGUGGAGAAACUCGAUGAAAGUGCCUUUAACCGCAAAAAUAUGUUUCAGGUGGUCCUCUCAGAGAAGCCGCUCUACGUUCAGGCAGGAAACUGCGUGGAGGCCAGCGAGUGGCUGGAGAUCCUGGGCCAGGUCAGCCGCUGCAACGAGGGACGCUUGACCACUUACCACUCGUCGAAUUACACCGCUGGAGCGUGGCAGUGCUGCAAAAACCAGAGCAGCAGCGCUCCCGGCUGUAAGCCCUGCACAAUCACCAUGCUGGCCAACCUGCAGCUGGACAUCGACUGUGACCGGGAAGCAGAGAGAAUCUUCUCCCUCCUCUCAUCUAAUGAAUCCAAGCUACAAAACAUGGAAGAUGCGUGUGCCAGCAUGGCGGUGUACCAGGGCCCUCAGAGGGAACAGGAGGAGUACUCCAAGUUCACCAUUCAGGAACCCAAAGAGACUUUUCAGACCCUCAAACAGCUCCGAAACGUCAUGGAGGAGCUGCAGAGGCAGCACAACAGCAGAAAUAACAUCACUGCACAGUAUGGAAGCCUUGACAACCCCAUAGUAGGGAAAACCUCUUAGCCUGGGUGGGCCGGUGUGGCCUGAAACAGCCUCGCCAGCAGGGGUCAGUGCACCACAGAGGACCACGAAAAGCCCACAAGUGACGAGGAGAAUGAUAUACACCCUGACCUCCACACGUUUAGUCCACUAUGAAUGAACCUUUUUUAUUUCUUUUUUUUUGUUUGUUUGGGCUGCACUGCAGACUGAUUCUUCAUGUAUCCACAGAGGCAUCACUAGAUGGUGUGUGAAUAGGCUGCUAUAUAUAUAAAUAUAUAUAUAUAUGUGUAUUUUUAAAAUCUACUCUGUUUUAUAUCAACAGCUGUGAUGAUGAUCACUCCCUCCUUAUUUUUAAAUGUUUUUAAAACCUCAGUUCAAUAACAAUCAUCACUCUGGAGGAUCGUCCUCUUGUUUGUGCCCCUCAAAUCGUUUAGUGUCCUUCUUCUUCUGAACAAAUGUAUGUGUGUUUUAUAAAAAAAAACAAGCCAAUCUGCCUUACUGAUGGAGAUUCUUUUCACAUUUAAUACUGAGGAAACAAUGCAAACGCACUUUAAAUAUUUGGAGCUGUCCGAAUGGAAAUGAUUAGAUACUUGGUAUCAGCUUUAUGAUCAUUACAUGAUCCUGAGUACAUAUUUUUUUUGUUUCACUCCUGUACAAUAACGUUGAAUGCCUGUUAAAUAUAUAUAUAUAUAUAUAUGUUAAGAUAUUUUUGUCAACCAAAGGCAAUCUCUUGUACGUACGUGUAUAUGUAUUUUGUACACAAACUGUUAAAUUUGAGACAGAUUAUAAAUAUAUGUAUAUGUUCAGUUUGUUCGUCUGGUUUAACAUAUCCUUUUUAUUGACUUUUAGGGCAAGCAGUUUUGCAUGCAUUCAGCUUUGAAUCUGGACGGCAUGACUGUGGUAAAGAGUUGUGUUUGCUUGUGAUUGUGAACUGUUGAUGGUACGGUGUACAUCGGACCCGUGAUGUUCAUGCUCAGAGCUCCCCACGCCCCCAACAUGGCCGAUGCUAGACACAGUAGAGGUCCUGCUGAGAGGAGGCGGCCAGAAUAACAGGCGACUCCCUUCAUCUCUAAAUUCGUCCGACAAUCGCAGCGACGGUGCCCCUUCAUGCUCGUCUUUCACACCAGCAGCACUCCAAAGCUAAAGCUGCUACGCUUUUAUUAUUUUAAAGGGUUUUUUGGUUUUUUUUUUUUUAUAUCUGGAGUUUGAAAAAUUUUCACAGCGCCUCCCUGCCAGAGAAGGUUGUAAAAAGUCUAAAGUGUGAAGAAAAACAUGCAUUAAUCGAUUGGGAGUCUUGGAGUGACUCCAUCGUGCGUCCUCCCCUCUACCUUUUUUUUUCUCCCCCUUUUGCACCCAUACAAACAAUGAAGAAGAAGAAACUUGAAUUUGUUUUAACAUGUCGAACAGUUGAUGUUAAGAAUACAGGGUUAACCACUUUGUACGUAUGCAAAAACAUUGCUUUUGUCUGAUUUAAUUGCUAACGUGCAUGUUUUCAUUAUUUAACAAUUUUAUGUUUCACGAUAAAAGUUUUUGUAUCUAUGUUUUUGUAAACUCUGAUUUGAAUAUGUUGCUAUGCUGGUACAUGUCUCUUGUUAAACUGCUUCUUUUUUUUUUUUUUUUUCUUUAGGCUGCUGCUGUUUUGCAUUCACCUGCAACAUUUUCACUUUACAGGAGUUUAAUGCUAACAUUUUUUUAUUGUUUCAUUUCAGAUUAAAACCGAUUGACCUUAGAUGAAGCUAAAAACACAUAUUUAACUAUUAUCUGAAGAUUUUCACUUCAAAAGAGCAUAUAUUUUAGAUUAUUGUUUCUAAAUAAGGGAACAUCUUCAUUUUCUUUCUUUAUGGUUGCAGAAGUAGAAAUGCCAGAGUGCAGAGCAGCAUGCAGGAGCCAGGUUUAUGUUCAAAUUUGACCAAACUAAAAGGGAACAUGCUUAGAUCUACUUCUGUUGGACAAAUACCUCCCAGGAAACUUUUUGUCAAAUCGCAUACAAGAUGUGUUUCUGAGCACUUUGUUUUAACGAGAGAACAAAUUAGUUUGUUGGACAUUUUUAAAAUCCAGCAAACAUUUCCUUCAACCAGCUCUCGCUAAAGGGAGAUUACAAAAGGCAGGAUCAUCUGAAGGGAUUGUUUGGUUGUGUUUUAUUUAUUUUUAACUGAGUUUUGAUUUGAAUUUUAAUUGGAUUUUUUCCAGCGUACAGCCACUAGUGAAAGCAAGAGGUUAUUUAAACAUAUCCAACUCAUUUCUGAAUGUUCAGCCUCAGUUUGUUGUCUGGUUUUAUACUAAUAGAGCAAUGUAUUUCACAUUUAUGGUCCAUAUUGUCUCAGAAUAAACACUUUGCCAACAGUC